Molecule: messenger RNA, 1983 nt
Organism: Meira miltonrushii
Lineage: Eukaryota; Fungi; Basidiomycota; Exobasidiomycetes; Exobasidiales; Brachybasidiaceae
Exons: 1
Coding region: 1-1983 (660 amino acids)
Biological process (GO): DNA replication initiation; double-strand break repair via break-induced replication; mitotic DNA replication preinitiation complex assembly
Cellular component (GO): DNA replication preinitiation complex
Molecular function (GO): single-stranded DNA binding; DNA replication origin binding
Source: RefSeq, a predicted model, not a curated record
AUGGAAUCGAUACUGGCAAAGGAGAUAAAAGCAUUCCGCAAAGGAUUCAAGAAGCAACAUGGAAGAGAUCCAACAAGGAAAGAUAUGGCAAAAGAAGGGGAUAUGGCGGAAAAAUACGAUGCCUGGCUUUCGCUGAAGUCUGGACAAAAGGGAGGACCUUCAACUUCUUCGCAUUCAUCACAGAAAGAGCAGGGUAGCAUCGCACCAACAAUCCAAUCACGAAAACGUAGUCUAGAAGGAGAAAAGGAUACUGACGAACAUGGAACAAUGGCGCCUCCUCCAGUCACACCCAAGAAAAAGAUACACAAAUCUGAUUUUGAUGUUGCAGGCUCCCGACUGUUCAAGACACCUACCCGAUCAGAAGCAGUUCAUGAUCAUGAGAUGAGAGAAUCGAUUGACAAUAGCGGUGGAUCUGUUCGUAGCCUGAUCGAUGUUCCUACUACGCCUUCCCGAAAAUCACCUUCGAAAAAGUCAAUGAGAGCUCCAACUACUCCUUCUUCAACGCAUUUUGACGAUGGCACAAGUCCCUCCAAGCUACGAACGCUGAUCGAUUCAUUCGCUGCAACCCGGUCUAGAGGGACAGUCACUCCUACGAAGAAGAAGAUCCAAGGCCACGACGAAGAUGAAAAAUUAGCUUCUCAUCUACAUUCAUCAUAUCAAACAAAGAAUGGGAAUACGAACAAUCAUCGACAAAAUGGUAGCAUGUUCACACCAAGAACCAAAGCAAGAAAGAGACUUCGAGGAGAAGUUGUCAUCACGCCAGGAAAAACGCCGCAAAAGUCCACAAUCGGAAAGCAACAAGUCACACCCACAAAAACAAUAAGGCCAUCAAAACGGCAGAGAGGGAUGGGCACUUUGAAAGAUUAUGGAAUCGUACCGAUUGCUGGUCCACAAGCAAAGAUGAAUGCUGCAGCAAUGAUGAAGAUGAAGGGUGCGAACCAACUUCGUUCGGAUGAAGAAGAGGACGAAGAUGAUGACCUGAUCGGACCAUCUCCCAGUAGACAAAGGAUUGUUAACGUUCAAGUUCAGUCGUCUUUUCGGCCUUUGUUUGAUAAUGCAGAACACCCCUCUGCAGAUCUUGACGAUGAGGAUGAUGCGGGAAUGGAGGAAUUGCAGUCCAGUCCGACAGGUUUGACACAAUCUACACAUGCUGCUGACACAGCAUUGACUACGCCAGCUGAAGAAGAUCCGGAAGCGGAAAUGGAUUCAGAUGAAGAAGAAAGAAUGUAUCUUCGGGAGUAUACACGAAGGUACCAUCCAUACGAUCACAACCGACAUUCAAUCACGCAAUCGGGCAAUAAGGAGAACCUAGAUGAUGUGAUUGAUGAAGAGGAGGAUGGUAUGUUGGUCGGCAUCGGUCUUCCAACGUUGAGGACCGAACAGGUCCGUGAUGAAAGCGAUGAAGAGAACUUGUUCGAAAAUCUCUCCAUCCACUCACCUCAAGGCAAAAAGGCAAGACAACAACAAAGACGUCAGAAUGCUAGAGAUUUACGCAAUCUUUUGCAAGCUGAUAAGAUCUUUGACAAAGCUGCUGCACUGGCAUCCAAGGGAGCCAAUGAUGAAAGUGAAGAUGAAGGUGAUGAGAAAGCUGAAAGUGGUGCUGCUUCAAAACAAGCAGGAGGCAAGAAUGAUCAAAAGCCUCUCUCCUCUCUCAAAACGGCAAGGAUGAUGCGUGGAAAAGUGACAAAAGCACAAAGGCGUGCACUUGCAGCUGCUGAAGCGAUGGAAGAGGUAGAAAAAGAGUUGGCCGUAAAAGGGGAUGCUGCUCCUCGUGCCCCACGAAAAAAGGGCAAAAAGUCGAUGAUCUUACGAAGAGGGCGGGACGAUGAAAGUGAAGAAGAUGACGAUGUCGAGCACAACAUCGAUGACGAUCAUCUUACUGCUUCUGCCCAUGCUCAGGAAGAUGAUGAAUGGGCAAGUGAUGUAGACAGCGCAGAGUAUGGUCUGGGAGAUGGUUACAUGGAUGAGAUGGAUGUCAUGUAG